This is a messenger RNA of Aureobasidium pullulans EXF-150, 168 nucleotides long. RefSeq lists its product as uncharacterized. The transcript has a single exon. The record is from RefSeq and is a predicted model, not a curated record. The annotation marks the transcript as partial. NCBI's taxonomy places the organism in Eukaryota, Fungi, Ascomycota, Dothideomycetes, Dothideales, Saccotheciaceae.
AAGACCUUCCCGUUCCUCAGCCUGCCGCCUGAACUACGUGUCAUGGUCUAUAAAUGUGUAUUCGAGGAUCAAACCCAGCUGCCACGGAGUCACUCGCUACGCAACGUAUCACACUUGGUCCACGACGAAGCAACUCCACUGGCACUACGCUAUAUGAUCAUGGUGGUU